CCUACACGACUAUUUCCGUAGUCGAAGGUCAUCUACACCGGUGUAUGCCACACAUGACAGAAGUUAUGAAACAAGAUGAUUUAAAUGCAGCCUAAUAUUGAUUGGAUGCCCUCACUGCCCUUCGCAGACGGUUUGCAUCGACAGAUAUACCGGUAACGUUAGUUAUCUUAGGGAGACGAAAUGAGUGCUCCUUCUUUACUGAACACGGCCGCCAGAAACUUCCGCACUUCUGGAAUAGCGGGUUCCUUCGACCCGGCACGUUGUGUUCCUGCCCUUUCACAAGACAAAUGACAAUACCAGGACGAGCAGACCACCUGGAGAGAACGGCCAGUAACUUCAGACAAAUGGACAUCUUCCCUGCGCGCGUGUGUGGCAUCAUCGAUGAGUCCGAGUCCGUCAGAAGACUGCGUCUGGAGGUGUCGCACCCCAACUUCAGCUUCAGAGCCGGACAGUGGGUAGAUUUCUUCAUUCCUGGGAUGGAGAAAGUGGGCGGUUUCUCAAUGUGCUCCGCCCCUGGGCUGCUCCAGAGGGAGGGGGUGAUCGAGCUGGCCGUUAAAAACGCCCAACACCCCCCCGCACACUGGGUGCACACCACGUGUGCUCUGGACUCUCAGGUUGCUGUGAGAGUGGGCGGGGACUUCUACUUUGACCCCACCCCUGACAACAGCCCUGUUGACCUGCUCCUGGUUGCCGGGGGCGUGGGGAUUAACCCCCUGUAUUCCAUCUUCCUCCAUGCGGCCGACCUGCUGCGGCACGCACACACACACACCAGCAGCCAGACGUUCACACCAGGCCACACACACCUCCUGUACAGCGCCAAGAACACACAAGACCUGCUCUUUAAGAGCACCAUCACAGCAGUGUGUAAGGAGUUUCCUGAGAAGUUCUCCUGCUACUUUAACGUCACGCAGCCGACAGGAGACAUUGAGCAGGAGCUCCAGCCUUAUACCAGACACGGGCGGAUAUCGGAGGCUCAGCUGGAGCAGUGUGUGAGCGAGCGCACGCUGUGUUUCCUGUGCGGCCCCCCUCCCAUGAUCGAGGGCCUCUCCGCCCUGCUGCGCUCCCUGGGCCUCUCCGAGGACCGCAUCCGCUACGAGAAGUGGUGGUAAACCCUCGCCCAGACCCGGCCCACGCCUGGCCCCGAUCCGGCCCACGUCUGGCUCCGACCCGGCCCAGACUUCACUGCCAGUCUGUGACAGAACCCAGCCCACCAACCGCCGCGCUGGCUUUAGGCCACGCCCCAAAAACACGUUGUUGCCACGGAAACCCUCUGGGGAAGGACAUGUCCCGAGAUUUUCGGGGCGAAAAAAGUCCCCAUCUUGACGCACAACUUGACAGACUUUUUUUUAUUUGCAGUUGAACUUUACAGCUUGUAGAGAGUGUUUUAAACCGAGACUGUCAAGCCAGAAGAGACCUCGCCAAACGGCUUUUAAUAUCAGUUUUUUUUAUUUCAUGGUACAUUUAGAAAGUAUCCUUGCAGGUCUAUUGCGCAGCUCAAUGCUGCUUGUACAUUUGUAUUUAUGAAUAAUGUACAAUAGAGUUGAGAGUUAAGUAUUUAUGAAACAUUGCUGUAAUGUGAAUGAUGAACGAUGAAGUGGAGUUUUUAAAUACAAGAACAUUGUGGGA
Molecule: messenger RNA, 1626 nt
Organism: Clupea harengus (Atlantic herring)
Lineage: Eukaryota; Metazoa; Chordata; Actinopteri; Clupeiformes; Clupeidae
Gene: oxnad1
Product: oxidoreductase NAD-binding domain containing 1
Cellular component (GO): mitochondrion
Molecular function (GO): oxidoreductase activity
Source: RefSeq, a predicted model, not a curated record